CUCCAACACAAAGCUUCUUCACAGUGAAGCAACAAUGGAGUCUCUUCCACGACUCUCCUUUGUAUCAUGCAUUGCCCUUCUAGCCUACUUCGCAUUCCUCGCUUCCGCUGAACAUCACGUCCGUCAAUUCGUGAUUGCGCCGAGACCAGUGACGAGGCUGUGCAGAACUCACCAAAGUAUCACUGUGAACGGUCAGUUCCCUGGUCCAACGCUCGAGGUCAGGAACGGUGACUCUGUCGCAAUCACUGUUAUCAACAGAGCCCGUUACAACAUUAGUAUCCACUGGCAUGGACUUAGACAGAUGCGGAAUCCAUGGGCUGAUGGUCCUGAGUACAUAACACAGUGUCCUAUCCGUCCAGGACAAAGCUAUACUUACAAAUUCACAAUCGAGGACCAAGAGGGUACACUUUGGUGGCACGCUCAUAGCCGCUGGCUAAGAGCCACCGUCUAUGGUGCUCUCAUUAUUUACCCUCGUCUCGGUUCUCCUUAUCCCUUCGUUAUGCCUAAACGUGACAUCCCAAUUCUUCUUGGGGAAUGGUGGGAUAGAAACCCAAUGGACGUUUUGAGGCAAGCACAGUUCACGGGAGCAGCAGCUAAUGUCUCUGAUGCUUACACAAUUAAUGGUCAACCAGGGGAUCUUUACCGCUGUUCCCGGGCUGGGACCAUGCGUUUUCCAAUUUUCCCUGGCGAGACUACGGUUCAGCUUCGAGUCAUCAACGCUGGUAUGAACCAAGAGCUCUUCUUCUCAGUCGCCAACCACCAGCUCACAGUCGUUGAAACUGAUUCCGCCUACACAAAACCAUUCACCACAAAUGUCAUCAUGCUCGGUCCUGGUCAAACCACUAACGUCCUCAUCACUGCAAACCAACGACCUGGCCGUUACUACAUGGCAGCUCGAGCCUACAACAGCGCAAACGCUCCGUUCGACAACACAACCACGACUGCCAUCUUACAGUACGUCAACGCUCCAACAAGACGUGGCCGUGGUCGUGGUCGUGGUCAGAUGGCUCCGGUUUUCCCUGUUCUUCCCGGGUUCAACGACACCGCAACCGCAACAGCUUUCACCAACCGUCUCCGGUACUGGAAACGAGCUCCAGUACCACAACAAAUCGACGAGAACCUCUUUUUCACCGUCGGGUUGGGACUAAUCAACUGCGCCAACCCAAACAGUCCACGUUGCCAGGGUCCUAACGGGACACGAUUCGCGGCCAGCAUAAACAACAUGUCUUUUGUUCUACCACGUAGGAACUCCGUCAUGCAAGCUUACUACCAAGGCAUGCCCGGAAUCUUCACUACUGAUUUCCCGCCUGUUCCACCGGUGCAAUUCGAUUACACCGGUAACGUUAGCCGCGCGCUAUGGCAGCCAAUAAAAGGAACCAAAGCAUACAAGCUUAAAUACAGAGCUAAUGUUCAGAUUGUGUUACAAGACACUAGCAUAGUCACGCCUGAGAAUCAUCCCAUGCAUCUACACGGAUACCAAUUCUACGUUGUUGGGUCAGGUUUUGGUAAUUUCAACCCGAGAACAGACCCGGCUAGGUUUAACCUAUUUGACCCACCAGAGAGGAACACCAUUGGGACACCACCAGGUGGUUGGGUAGCAAUCCGGUUCGUCGCUGAUAAUCCAGGAGCAUGGUUUAUGCAUUGUCACAUUGAUUCACAUUUGGGAUGGGGUCUGGCUAUGGUUUUCCUAGUUGAGAACGGUCGUGGACGGUUGCAAUCAGUUCAGGCUCCACCGUUGGAUCUUCCAAGAUGCUAAUAAAAAUCCUCUACCGUUGGAUCUUGUUUUGUUAUAAUUUUUUUUCAUUAAUGAAAAAGGCUUUGUGGGUAAUUGAUAAUUUGAUAUGUUAAAGAUGGUGAACUGCUCUAUUGAAAGUGGUUCAACCUUUGUACUUUUGUUAUUUUCCUCGUAAUAGAGAGAGUGUUUUGGAUUUUUCCUAUUAUAAGUUUACCAAAUAAAGCUGUGUUCUUCGAUCAU
Camelina sativa (false flax) is the source of this 1975-nucleotide messenger RNA. NCBI's taxonomy places the organism in Eukaryota, Viridiplantae, Streptophyta, Magnoliopsida, Brassicales, Brassicaceae. The record is from RefSeq and is a predicted model, not a curated record.